Molecule: messenger RNA, 4800 nt
Organism: Trichechus manatus latirostris (Florida manatee)
Lineage: Eukaryota; Metazoa; Chordata; Mammalia; Sirenia; Trichechidae
Gene: STX6
Product: syntaxin 6
Exons: 8
Coding region: 238-1005 (255 amino acids)
Biological process (GO): vesicle fusion; retrograde transport, endosome to Golgi; Golgi vesicle transport
Cellular component (GO): endomembrane system; SNARE complex; synaptic vesicle membrane
Molecular function (GO): SNARE binding; SNAP receptor activity
Source: RefSeq, a predicted model, not a curated record
GGAGGAGGCUGCCGCGGGGUCCGGCACCAGAGUCGGGAUCGAUCCGCGACGCCAACUGAGCGCUGGACCUGCGGCGGUCCCGUGCACCCGGUCCUGCGCGCGCGCUCGCUGCUCUGGAUCCUGCAGGCCGAGGCGCCGGCGGCUGCGGGAGGCCGGUGGGUUGGGCAGAGGGAGGCCAGGAGGGCGCGGGCACCCUGUGCUUGGAGCAAGCGUGAGGCGGCCAGGGGCCGGGACGCCAUGUCCAUGGAGGACCCCUUCUUUGUGGUGAAAGGAGAGGUACAAAAAGCAGUCAACACUGCCCAGGGAUUGUUUCAGAGAUGGACAGAGCUCCUCCAGGACCCCUCCACAGCAACAAGGGAAGAAAUUGACUGGACCACCAACGAACUGAGAAACAACCUCCGGAGCAUAGAGUGGGAUCUAGAGGACCUUGACGAAACUAUCAGCAUAGUUGAAGCAAAUCCUAGAAAAUUCAACCUCGAUGCAACUGAAUUGAGUAUAAGAAAAGCCUUCAUUACAAGUACCCGGCAAGUUGUCAGGGACAUGAAGGAUCAGAUGUCAACUUCAUCUGUGCAAGCAUUAGCUGAAAGAAAAAACAGACAGGCACUGCUAGGAGAAAGCGGUGGCCAGAACUGGAACACUGGAACAACGGAUAAAUAUGGGCGCCUCGAUCGAGAGCUGCAGUUAGCCAAUUCCCACUUCAUUGAGGAGCAGCAGGCACAGCAGCAGUUGAUUGUGGAACAGCAGGAUGAGCAGUUGGAGCUGGUCUCUGGCAGCAUCGGGGUGCUGAAGAACAUGUCCCAGCGCAUUGGAGGGGAGCUGGAGGAACAGGCCGUUAUGCUGGAUGAUUUCUCCCAUGAGUUGGAGAGCACUCAGUCUCGGCUGGACAACGUGAUGAAGAAGCUUGCAAAAGUGUCUCACAUGACCAGUGAUCGGCGCCAGUGGUGUGCAAUAGCCAUCCUCUUUGCAGUCCUGCUGGUGGUGCUGGUCCUCUUCUUUGUGCUGUGACGGGGCCCGGUGCGAGUUUCUCCUGCACAUGAACCGAGGGCGUCAGGAGACGCGAGCACGUGCGCAGCCGUCCACUCACAUUCCUCUCCUGAACACGCCCUGCUGCACCGACGCUUCUCCGUGACCCCACAGUUGAAGGCUCCUCCACUCCAGCGCGGGAAGCGGACACGGAGGACUGCACACUCCUGGCGCUGGCUCCACGACAGAAGCCCCGCGCUGCCUGUCCUGCUCCGAGGACAACUGGCCACUGCUUUGCCUCCCUGGACCUCGUUGUUCCCCGUGGAGGGAUCUGAGUGAUCCUGAAAAAUCAGCAGAUCAGCUCACUUUUGCUGUCGCUCACUCCGCCGGACUCUGGCAGCUCUUCCUCUGCUCAGACCCCUCCCGCCGCUCAGACAGCGCCUCAGUCCUGUCCAAGCCUGUCGUGAAUGUGGGUUCUGGGUGUCUCCUUUCCCAUCGCUGUAGCGUUUCUUCGUCCCUGAGAGCUGAUUCUUAACGGGGCAGAAGGCUCAGAGCAGUUUGUGACAGAAAAUGCAGUGAUUCAUUUUUCAGGGAUAAGUGCCGGGAUGGAAUUGCUUUACCAGACACUUUGUUUUUUUUUUUUUUUGGUGGGAGAAGUAACUAAUGGAAAAUAGUGAAAAGCACUGGGCAUUUGGGGGUGCUAACAACUUGUGGCUUUAAUAAAUGGGAAGAAAGAGCAACAUGACCCUGAGUUUGCACGGCUUAGAGAAGGGUCGAUGAUGCCGCUAGAGGGCAGAGCCAGAGCCUUGCCGAUUUCACCUUGGCUACCCUAGGACUUCCUCCCAGAGGUGUAUCUGGAACUUUUAGGAUGACCCUUAAAUAUAUGGUUGCCAAGCCACUCGGCAGCACACUUGAAUGAAUUAGGAUACUGGAUUAUCAUCACUGACAGUCAUUUUUAUUCCUGUGGCCUCUACAUUGGGGGACGGCAAGGGGGGUGGGAGCGGUUAGUACAUUUAUUACAUUUACUCAGAAACUAUCCUGACAGAAGGCUAGUUCUGGACCUGACUUUCCUUUCCCUGUGAGUAAUGGUGAGGAUGGGUAGGUGAACUUGUCUCUCUUUUUCCCUAAGAUGACAACUCAAUUUUAUCACCUAUUCAAAUAACUGAGCCAAUCCAAAUUUAACUGGCAGAGGUUUUAAUUGAGUUUAAAUCGCUAAAACUACUGAAACACUAACCUUCAAGCUUCUGAUUAUUUUUUUAAAUGCCUCAGAUGUGCACAUGUGUGUGGGAUCUUUUUAUAACUCUCCCCCUGAGUAAGCUGGUAGCAGUUGAACCCUGAGCCAGAGCUUGACUGCAGAGGCUGUGAGUCUGCUCCCCGUCUUCCUCUGCACUUGGAAGGAACAGCACCAUCCAGAUAGGGUUUUCCUCUCACUUCGCCUUUCUUCAUCUUUUUGGGUACAUUCCUCAGCAUGCUUUGUUUUACUUUUUUUUUCUUGUUUUGUUUGUAUUUUGUGUGUGUGUUUUCUGUUUUUUGUGAUUUCUGAUGCUAUGCUUGCCUAGCUAACUUCUGGAUUGCACUUUUUAAUAUCUGUAACAAUUUUUUAAGAAGGAUCUUUUCUCCUGAUUAGGAUCAUGGUAGGUAAGGAAAUCUUGUUGAUGGAAGCUAAAAGCAAAUUUAUAAAACUAAAGGCGUGGUUAACAUCCAUGUUAACACUCCGUUUGAUAACUAAAGAAAUUAUCUAAAAAAGUGAUUAUUACAGAGGGCUUCAGAGAUAUCAGAGAUAUAGGGUACUAGAUUAUUUAUGUUUUAUAAAGUGUUAAGACUUAUUCAGAUUGUCUUCCAUAAGCUUAGAACAGGGAUGGCCCUUAGAUUUGCAUUAAAAUAUAGAAAUCUUUUGUUAAAAAUAAAUGUGGACCUUGUUUCAAUACUGUAAUCUACACUCCCCACGUUACAGAACUGUACAACUGGCAUCUUAAAAAAUUAUCUGAUAGCCCUAUUUAAAAGCCACGCUAUUGUCCUGCUAUUACCAGCUUUACUGUGCCACACAAAAAUAGCACAAGUGUCAGUACGGCCUGUUUCAAGCACGCCUGGUCAUUAAUGAGUAAGAUGUUUCCAUUAGUUCAGGGACCAAGUUUUGUGACCCUGAAGGCUUAAUUAUUAAAUUCUUGGAUAUAUUUAGAGUUGACAUGCUGAUCUCACUGAUUGAAGUCGUUUGCUAAACUGGCUAUCGGAGACCAGACUCAGGUUGAAGCCAAAUAGGGAACUAUUUGGAGAGAAAGUUUACUUAAGAUGCAGGCACUGCAUGGUAUUCUCUGUGUAGGGUCACUGCUCUCUCUUGCCUCUGAGGAGCUUAAUUUAUUCAUCAGAGUCAGCCUUUCCUCAGGGGAGCCUGUGGCCAAGCUGACUUGACCUGGGUCUGAUCCUGUUGUACCUUGACUGGGCAGUCACUACAGAGCCAGUGGGAAUUUGAAGGACUCCUGCUCAGACUCCAAACUGUGGCAGUCAGAAAACAGGCCAGAACAUAUAUUUCCUCAUUUAAUGAUCUUAAAGUUACCAGGCUUUGGAGGGACCCCAAGUGGUCCCUUCUGCUUUCUCCUUCGCCGUGUGUCAUAGAGUGGGGAGAUGAAGUAGGCAGCUGUGACACCCUGACACCGCAUACAAGCACAUCCUCAUAGCAGUUGGGUUUUUUCUUUUUCUACAGCCUUCUGCACCUAGUCCCAUAUUCCUCAUUCUUAAGGAACUGGCAGAAUGAUGGAUAACAGAAAGGGCUUGAUGUAUGUUUAUUGGAAGAACAUUUUACUUAUCAACUGAUUUGGGGGUAGGAUGGAGAAUGAACCAUUGAGAGAGUUUGCCAGAGUGUGAAUCCAACUGGAAAACCAAAAUACCUUUUGCUUUUAGUCCUUAUUUUUGGUCUUGUCUUUGUGUGGGCUGUGAAAAAUCAGUGCUAUGGCCUGUACUGUGUGGCAGUUGGAAGUUGCAAUGUGUAUGUGUUACAUGGAUCUUCCACAAUUUCGGAAUUCAUGCCAGAGUCGAAGGGGGAGAAACUUGGCAACUUGCCCAUUCUCUGCGUUUAGCCAGAGUUAAACAGACUGAUGGGUCUGGUAGCCAACAACUUGGCAACUUCUAUUCAUUCUCACCUCGUGAGAUUAAGGGCUGUGAAAAGAAAUCUAGUCUAAGUCCAACAGAAAUCUGUCUCUGUUAAGUAUUUUACCUUCUGUAAGGAAAGGUGGUGGAGCCAAGAUUUUUUUCCUUUGGUAAUUUCCCUGGCUGUAAAGUGAGACCAGAGGGAUACCUAUUCCAGUUACCUUUUUAGAGAAUGUAUAGCAUUUGAAGAUCUAAAAAUUGAGUAAUAGUGAGUUGUUUUUCAACUCUGUAGACUUUGUAUUAUUUGGCUUCACCUCGUGCCCCAGGAUGAAUCUGUAAACAAAAUUUGGACUGUCGGGAAGGUUAAAAUUCUAAAUUAUGGAAUACACUACCUCUAGUUCUCCCUCUUUGUCUUCCUCUCUCUGGCAUUUCUUUCUCUCCCCAGUUUUUUAAGGUGAGUAAUAAAGAACGUUCUUUGGCGAUCAUGAAGAGUGAGGUGGUGAAACAAAGGGUUCCCGGAUGCACAGCCCCUCAGUCACUCUGCACCACCCCACACCACUGUCAGGUCCUGAAGACAGUGCCCCAUUGAAAGGCCUCGUGAGAUAAGAGGAAGCAGGCUUUCUUAAUGUCCAGCUGCCCUCACCCAACUCCCAGUCUGAAACAUGUGCUUAAAAUAAAUGAGGUCUUGUAAAGAAGCCCUGGUGGCGCAGUGGUUAAGAGCUUGACUGCUAACCAAAAGAUCAGCAGUUCAAA